AGCCACUGCUGCGACUGCAGCGAUUGCGUUGCGUUUGCAGGCGAACUGGACUCUGUGCUCGGUGUCCGUAUGUGUACAUCAGCAAUUUGCGGCCAGGGGCGGUCAGGUGAGGUGUGCGGGUUCAGAGUACAGGUAGCGCCGUCGCCCACGUAGCUGGUGGGCUGCAACUACCUGUGAGGUCCCUGCACUUUCCUUACCUAAAAUGUCCGGCAAAGCGGCUACCGCCCCCAAAACGAAAAAGGAGCAGGGUAUUGCAGUCAAAUCGUACCUGGUGUUCUACAAUGUGGCUCAAGUUGUUGGGUGGAGCUAUCUUCUUUUCCAACUGGCAUGGUACUUCAUUAGUCCUCCCAAAGAUACCACAUUAUGGGAGUAUGUGAAGUUAACAGUGAUUAUUUUCCAAAAUGCUGCCCUUCUCGAGGUGGUGCACGCUGCACUUGGACUUGUUGUUUCAAAUGUUUUCAUGACAGCAGCUCAAGUGUAUUCCAGAGUCAUGGUUGUAUGUUUAGUUCUCCUUGCUACACCAACUGCUCCUCUUAGCAUUGGUCUUCCCAUGGCUCUGUUCGCCUGGUCCGUCACAGAAGUGAUCCGUUACAGUUUUUAUGCUUUGAAUCUCCUGGGAGCUGUGCCAUUCUUUCUGAUUUGGUGCAGAUACACAUUCUUUAUCGUUCUCUAUCCCAUUGGUGUCUCAGGAGAGUUGCUUUGCAUCUGGUCAGCUUAUCAGCAUGCAGCAGCCACAAGCAUGUGGUCUUAUGCUCUUCCCAAUAUCUUCAAUUUCACCUUUGAUUAUGGAUAUUUCUUGAUUGGUAAUAUGUUGGCAUAUCUUCCUGUGUUUCCUCAGCUCUAUCUGUACAUGCAUGCUCAGCGGAAGAAGGUGAUCAAGGGUGAAGGCAGCAGUAAAAAGACUAAGUGAGGAGAUAUCUUCAAGAAGACUGUUUUUUUUAAAGCUCAAAUUAGCUUAAAGGAUUUUUUUAAAAUGGGAAAAUUGAUAAAAGACAAAAAGUGGGUGUGGGGGAAAAAGGUUUUCCUAUUGAGCACACUCCAUGUGUGUCCAGUUACCAGCAACCAUUUAGUUUAAUAUCAUAGCUUUUCAUUUUUAUUUUUUUCAUACCACAGUUUAAAUAGAUUAAUUUUUUUCUUCCAAAGACUAGGAAAGUUAACCAUUGACCUUCUUCUUACCAUUUGAAAGGGUCAGGUUCUGUGUUAUUUUUAUUGUUUCAGUACAAAUGUUUUUGUUUUGUUUUCUACUUAAAUAAAUGUUGGGUACCUAAAUUAUUAGUCACAUUUUUUUAAUUAUGUGUUGUGUAUCUAAUCAAGGGGUAGGUGGGUAAAGGUGUAGGAAUCUCAGCUCAUUACUGGUAGGAUUGGGAUCCAAUUUAAGACAAAUGUGAUAACGUAUCAUGAACCGCUUUGCAGGUUCUUGCCCCUUUUUCUCAAAUUUACUUGUGAAUGCAGUACCCUGUCAUUUUAUUAAAAAAAGAGAUGCAUGUGAAUGCAAAACCUUGUUAUUUUUAUUAAAAGUGAUGCAUGAGA
Thrips palmi is the source of this 1530-nucleotide messenger RNA. It is a transcript of the gene Hacd1, whose product is annotated as very-long-chain (3R)-3-hydroxyacyl-CoA dehydratase hpo-8. NCBI's taxonomy places the organism in Eukaryota, Metazoa, Arthropoda, Insecta, Thysanoptera, Thripidae. The transcript is spliced from 5 exons. The record is from RefSeq and is a predicted model, not a curated record. Gene Ontology annotation, cellular component: endoplasmic reticulum membrane. Gene Ontology annotation, molecular function: 3-hydroxyacyl-CoA dehydratase activity. Bases 203 to 910 code for a protein of 235 amino acids. Gene Ontology annotation, biological process: sphingolipid biosynthetic process; very long-chain fatty acid biosynthetic process; fatty acid elongation.